AUGGUACCAUGCCCCGCCCCUCCUGGGUGUCAGCGGUGUAGAGAUGAUACCGUGGGAAAGCUUGGUCCUUCAAACGGAUGAACUCGAGGUGUACCUGACAGACGCACAGAGAGUCGGAUAAUUGAAAGACUUGGACUAUAUAUACACUGUGCUGUACUCUGAACGAGGGAAAAACAGCAGCGGAUAAAAAUGAAAAGGAAUCACGAUUUUAGCUCCUCGGACAGCGAGCUGGACGAGAACAUUGAGGUUGAGAAGGAGAGUGCCGAUGAAAAUGGGAACAUGAGAUCCCCCCUUGGGCCGACGUCUCCAUCAACAAAAACUCAAGUGAAUGCGAGGAAGCGCCGUCGUGGAAUCAUUGAAAAACGUCGCCGUGACAGAAUCAACAACAGCCUCACCGAGCUGCGUAGACUGGUCCCCAGCGCGUUUGAGAAGCAGGGUUCAGCUAAACUGGAGAAAGCAGAGAUUCUGCAGAUGACAGUGGAUCAUCUGAAGAUGCUUCAUGCUGCUGGAGGAAAAGGUUACCUUGACGCCCAGGCUCUGGCCAUGGACUACCGAGGUCUGGGUUUCAGGGAGUGUCUGGCUGAGACGGCCCGUUACCUGAGCAUCAUCGAGGGGCUGGACAGCGCUGACCCCUUGAGGAUCCGCCUGGUCUCCCACCUGAAUAGCUACGCCUCCCAGAGAGAGGCCCACUCCGUCUCCAUCUCUGGGCUGGGGCACCUGGCCUGGGGCUCGGCCUUCGGGUCGCCCCCCUCUGCCCACCUGGCCCACCUCCUCCUCCGGCAGCAGCACCAUCAACACCAGCAGGGGGCGACAUUACCGUUACCACGCAGCACCUCCAACAGCCCUCCGUCAUCCUCCUCUUCUACUCCUUCAUCCUCCUCUUCCUCCUCCUCUCCGAUCGAGAGAGAACGUCGUUCCUCGCCCCAUGGCCAUGCUCCCAGCAGGCUUAGCGGUGCCACCCCCCUCUCCGAGCACAGCCAAGCCCAGGGGGGCCCUCUCCGCGUCCCCACCAGCGCUGCCCCCCUCCCCCCGGGGCUGAACCUGACCGUGACCUCCUCCAAGCUCUCCCCUCCCCUCUCUCUGUCCUCCCUCUCCACCCUGUCGUCGUUCCCCUUCCCCUUCAGUGCCUUCCCCCUGCUGUCCCCCAGCCCCCUCAGCCCCCCCGCCUACCCCUCCAGCCAGGCCAGCCUGGGGAAGCAGCCCUACCGGCCCUGGGGCUUGGAGAUUGGGGCUUUCUGAACUAUCUUUUACCCCCAUCCACACUGACUAAACUGACCAUAGAGAUGAAUAGAGGGCGCACCAUCACUAUGAACUGAACUGAACUCACCAGCUGAGCUGAACCUUUCCAUGCCCAAGACAAGAUGGUGUUUUUCUAUCUCACAUCCUAUAGAGGAGAGCUAUAGGAUUACAAUCGUUUUUAUUUUCUUAGAAAUUGUGUUUAAAAUCAAAUCAAAGUUUGUUGGUCACGUACACAUAUUUUGGCGACGUUAUCGCGGGUGUAGCGAAAUGCUUGUGUUUCUAGCUCCAACAGCGCAGUAAUACCUGACAAUACAAAACAUAAACAAUACAUAUGUAAUCCAGAAAAAUAAAGAAAUGACGAAAUAUCAGAAUGAGCAAUGUCAGAGGCCGGAAUAUAAAUAUAUAUGUAUAUAAU
Molecule: messenger RNA, 1654 nt
Organism: Coregonus clupeaformis (lake whitefish)
Lineage: Eukaryota; Metazoa; Chordata; Actinopteri; Salmoniformes; Salmonidae
Product: hairy/enhancer-of-split related with YRPW motif protein 1-like
Exons: 5
Coding region: 190-1239 (349 amino acids)
Biological process (GO): anterior/posterior pattern specification; regulation of transcription by RNA polymerase II; circulatory system development
Cellular component (GO): nucleus
Molecular function (GO): DNA-binding transcription factor activity, RNA polymerase II-specific; protein dimerization activity; RNA polymerase II cis-regulatory region sequence-specific DNA binding
Source: RefSeq, a predicted model, not a curated record